Uncinocarpus reesii 1704 is the source of this 1134-nucleotide messenger RNA. RefSeq lists its product as uncharacterized. The transcript has 4 exons. The record is from RefSeq and is a predicted model, not a curated record. Gene Ontology annotation, molecular function: structural constituent of ribosome. Gene Ontology annotation, cellular component: mitochondrial small ribosomal subunit. The coding region runs from base 1 to 1134 and encodes 377 amino acids. Gene Ontology annotation, biological process: mitochondrial translation. NCBI's taxonomy places the organism in Eukaryota, Fungi, Ascomycota, Eurotiomycetes, Onygenales, Onygenaceae.
AUGGCGACAUCUGCAAGAUCCCUAAGCCGGCUGGCUUCGUCGGUUAAAAGACAAACGCCUUCUGGGCAGAAUCUAACGAGAUGCUCGUGCCCAAUUGCCUGGCAAUCCCACCGUCGGUUUUCAGCGACCCCAGCUCCAUUCCACAGGAAGAGCAAAGCGACCGACCCGCUGUUAGACAGUGGGAACUUCGCGGAUAUUCCGGAAAUGCAGAAGGUCAUGCGGCAUGAAUUACAGCGUGCAUUCAACAGCAUCGAUGAGAGAGAUGCACCGCUGGAUACCGAGAUGCGAAGAGUAAAAGUCGGCUUCUGGGGCGACGCCGAUCCGGACGAAUAUGCGAAGACGCCCGAUGAUGACAAUUUCAAAGACGAUACCAUUACUUCAAUGGCGCACGCGGAACUCGAGCAGCAUCGUGAGCUGAGAGAAUACGCCCGCAUAAUCGCUUGGGAUAUGCCCUCAUUGACCGCACUUGCAAAACCCUUUCACCUUCCUCAACAAGACCAGAUCCUCCGCUUCCGCUACACCACGUACAUGGGCGAAAAUCACCCCGCCGAAUCCAAAGUCGUCGUCGAAUUCUGUUCCAAAGAUCUCAGGCCCACCUACCUAACCGAGGCCCAACGCAUCACUCUCCUCAAAAUCGUAGGCCCUCGCUACAACCCAGAUAAGGAUACCAUACGGAUGUCCUGCGAGAAAUUUCCCACUCGCGCUCAAAAUAAGCGAUACUUGGGCGAUUUAGUCCAAAGCCUAAUCACCGAAGCGAAAGAAGGCGAUUCCUUCGCUGACAUCCCGCUCGAUUUGCGCCAUCAUAAACCCAGGAAGCCGCCGUUGAAUUUCCCCUCACGUUGGAACAUGACGAAGAAGCGGGCAGAGGAGCUGGCGGAGGAAAGGAAGGAGCGCGAGAUUGCGCUGCAAAAGCUUCCUGUGGUUGAUGGGAAUGAGGCUAUUGCAAUUGCAGUCCGAAGUUUGCCCGGAUUAAGCCAGGCGAGUCCUCGUGGUGUGGGCGCCGGUCAGAAGGAAGCUGUUGGCGUCAGAGUCCAGCGAGGGCGGAAUCCUCUCAGACAGCGUUCGAUUUCGCCACAGGCGGGAAUUUGUUCUUGUAUGUAUGGAAACAUCUCGUCUCUUUUAAGGGAAUUUUAG